Messenger RNA from Polychytrium aggregatum, 1150 nucleotides. RefSeq lists its product as uncharacterized. The transcript has 8 exons. The record is from RefSeq and is a predicted model, not a curated record. NCBI's taxonomy places the organism in Eukaryota, Fungi, Chytridiomycota, Chytridiomycetes, Polychytriales. Gene Ontology annotation, cellular component: motile cilium. The coding region runs from base 156 to 1013 and encodes 285 amino acids. Gene Ontology annotation, biological process: cilium assembly.
CGCCUCGGCCCACGCCCACCUCUUCUGCCGAUCGCUUGUUUGCCCUUCUUCCGCUUCCCGACUCGUUAUUCCGCUGUUGGCUCCUCGGACAUCACCGCCUUGUUCAUUGAAUUGCACUCUUGCUUUGCACGUCGCAUCCGUUCCAAAACGCCAUCAUGCUCGACGGGCUGCCUACGCUUGUUCCACACCGCAUCGGCAAUUGGUGCGAAGAAAUGGUUUUGAAAGAGAACCAAUUACGUGAAUUCCUCGGAAAGAGCACUCGAAACGAAUUGAUCUGCCAAAGGGUCGAAAGGAGGAUUCGCGGAUCAAGACGGCCGGUGAAGCUAUCCGAUGUCAUGGAGUACGACCAGAAUAUCAUGCUCAAGAACCUGCAUACCGAGGGUUUCUUGUCGAUCGACGUCCCAGAUAACUACCCUGACAGUGUCACCAACCAGGAUACCUUUAAUCUCACGACGUCCCUCGUCGAAGGGGUGCCCGUGGCAAGGAACUGCUUUCGCUUCCUGCUGAAAGACGAGUACAGGACCGGCAACCCCGAAGAGGACAAGAAGCUGCGAUAUGGCCAAAAGUUCUACCUUGUCCUGAACCGCGAGUUCGUACAGGGCGAGAUGUACUUGUCAUCGACCCUCAAGACACUUUCUAGCUUCUCAAAGUACGGCAAGCAACAGCCAGCCUAUGUCUCCUUUCACAAGAGCAAUGCCGCUCUCUGGAAAAUCGACUGUAUCGAUCCAAACAUCCGGUUCGAGAUGGAGGGGCAAUUGAUCGAGCCUGGUUCGCCGGUGCUCAUUACGCACUGCGUGACUGGACAGCAUCUCUCCAGCGAUCCACGGCAUAUCGUGCGCAACGACUUUAGUGUCGAGUGGGAGGCCGCUUGCCAUUCAUACAAAAACCUCGAUGCGGCGUGCCGAAACAGACAGGAGCUCGUCCAAAACCACUGGGUGAUCUUUGUGGGCCAAGACUCGGCCCAGUCUUCCGAUGCUGGGGCUGUCGCUGAAAGUGCCAGUGCUGCGGUUUGAACGGGGUCGAGUCACAGCUCGUUGUAGUGCAAUGCCGUUGCAAGUGGCGAUCAAUACUAUAACGAUGCAGCAUAUGGUGCCCGUUCAUUUUAUUCUCCAGUGCGGAGCCUUUGGAAACUUCAUCGAGGGCCCGGCUG